AUGAAUGCAGAAAUAGAUGUCACAAUUGUACUGUAUUGUCGUAAUUGCAAACGAACAUUCAAAAAUGGCGAACACUGGUACAGUUGUCUGACAUGUACCAAUUAUAAUCUUUGUCAUAUAUGUAAAGUGACAAAUCCAUCAGUACACAAGCAUGAUUUUGUUUGUAAGUUUUUGAUGGAUUAUGGCAUAGAAAAGAUUUGCACAAGAAUCGAUCUGGCCAGUCGAAUCUUGACAGCAAUUGAUUUCAAUUGGCAAAAACCAUGUUUUGGUACAAGAGAUAGAUCGAGCACAAACCCAGAUGAAUAUUUAGAUUCAUAUUCGUGGCAAACAUUCGCAGCAGUGGGUGAUCGAAUCAAGAAGUUCAGUUUUGGAUUGCAAAACUUGAUGCAAUCACGUGAAUACUUAGGCAUCUGCGCAGCGAAUCGACCGGAAUGGAUUAUUACGGAUCUUGCAUGUCUUCUACAAAGUAUUGUUAGCGUACCAAUUUAUUGUCAAUUAAGCAAUCGUGAACUGGCGUUCAUUAUUAAUAAUACGUGUAUAUCAGUGAUUGUAUGUGAUCGCGAGAUGUUACUUAGAUUUAUAGAAAUUCAUUCCCAAUGUUCAACAUUUAAACAUCUUAUUUGCAUGGACCCCGUUCCUGAAACUCUUUCUAGAACGAGCAGUCUUAGUAUUCAUUGUAUGAACGAUAUUGAAAAUAAGAAUUCAACUAAAUUACGCGAGUAUGUCAUUAAUCAACCCGAUGAUUGUGUAACCAUUGUAUAUACAAGUGGAAGUUCAGGGUUUCCAAAGGGUGCAAUGUUAUCUGAAAAAGUGUAUCGAGCGACGUAUCCAAUACGACGAAUUUCGUCGACUGAAGAACGUGUACGUUUUUGUUAUCGACCAUUAGCAUGGAUUACUGAUCGCAAGGGUGCCAUUGCGACCUUUUUAGAAGGAGGAUGUACUGGAUUUUCAACGGGUAAUGUAACUCAAUUGAUGGAGGAGUUAACAUUGAUUGCGCCAACAUUUUUCUCCGCACCUCCUACAUUUUGGAAUAAGAUCUACUCGGAGUUUCACACGACACUUUCGAUGUCAACAAACGCAACUGAACAGCAACUUUUAGAAAAGUUUUCAAAACUCAUUCCUGCACGAUGUCGAGUAAUUUCUAUCGGGGGUGCUAUGACUAGUCCAAUUGUGUUGAAAUUCAUCGAACAAUGCUUCUCUCAUUGUAAAAUAGUCGAAGCUUAUGGAACAACGGAGUGUGGACGAAUUACAUUCAAUUAUACGUUUUUAUCAACAAUGAUCGAUUAUCGUCUUGAAUCAGUGAAUGAAAUGGGAUACACAAUCGAAGAUCGACCAUACCCACGUGGAGAAUUACUGGUUAAAACUGCUCAGAUGUUUUCCGAAUAUAUUAAUAAUAUUGAAGAAACACAAGCUGCUUUGACUGAAGAUGGGUUCUUUCGCACUGGUGAUAUUGUUGAGUUGCGUGGGAAAAUAGACGGCAAACCUGAUCUCCAUGUAAUCGACCGAAAGAAAAAUUUCUUUAAACUGGCUCAAGGACAAUUUGUCUCGCCUGAGUCUCUCGAAGGCAUCUAUCUACAAAGUUUAUUUAUCGAUCAAAUUUACAUCUAUGGAGAUGGUCUUGAUAACUGCGUUAAAGCAGUUAUCGUACCCAACAAAGAAUAUGUGCGACGACUUACAGAAGCUCAUGACUUGAGUGAAACGGAUUCGCAUGAUUUCGUUUAUAAUGCAAUUAUGAAUGAUCUGCAAACCAUCGGUGUUAAAGAAUCACUGCAAAAGUAUGAAAUUCCCUCGAAGAUAAUUCUAGAAUCCCAACCGUUCACGCCAGAAAAUGGCCUUUUGACAUUAUCCAUGAAGCUUUGCCGUUAUAAAUUAGCCGCACAUUAUGCAGAUCGAUUAAAAGAGGAUAGAACUGUCGAUGAUCAGAUAAAAGACAUGAUCGAAUCCAUUACUGGACAACAGUUGUUAAUAGAUCAGAACAGACCUAUUUCUAUCACGAUGGGUGCAGAUUCAUUGACAGGUUUACGACUAUCACAUAUGAUUCGGAAGGAUCUAGGUGUAUCUAUACCACUUCAGGUCUUAUUCGAAUCGAAUAUGACUUUGCAACGACUUGCUAAUUUCGUUAAAGAUCCUUCGCAAUCAUUGCCUUCUUCGACUGAAGCCAUUAUACCACAAUUAUUAAAUGAUGCGAAACUGGAAUUAAAUAUUACUGUGAAAGAACUUAGAAUUAAGUCUGCUUGUCCAACAAGAAUUUUUCUUACUGGAGCAACUGGAUUUGUUGGUGCCUUUAUUCUUGCAGAAAUGCUUCGAAUUCAUCCGAUCUGCUGCAAAUUUGUAUGUUUAGUUCGUUGUAAAUCUCUGUCGGUCAGUCCUCUCCAUCGUAUUCGUGAAAACAUGAUAUUUCUUCAGCUAUGGAAGGAAGAAUAUCAAGAACGACUUCUUCCUCUUCAAGGUGAUCUAGCUGAAGAUCGUUUUGGUCUUGAUACGAAUACAUACGCAGAUCUCGCCGAUCAGAUCGACCUCAUUGUUCAUUGCGGUGCAACAGUUAAUUUUGUUUUACCAUACAAUAUACUCUAUCGUCCAAAUGUUCUCGGCACUCUCGAAGUCAUCCGUUUUGCAUGUCAUGUCUCUUCAGCAUGUAUACCAAUACAGUACAUAUCAACCAUGAGCGUUUUACCUUCCAGAAUGACACAUGGCACACCAAUUGAUACGAUUCCUCCGGAUCAUCUUAGAAAUGGAUAUUCACAGAGUAAAUGGGUGGCAGAAAAACUAGUAGCAAAAGCGCAACAUCUCGGACUUCCUGUUGCUAUCUAUCGACUUGGAUCGAUUGGUGCUCAUACUCUAACAGGUGCCUGCAAUCGACAUGACAUCAAUACAUUAAUCAUAAGCACUAUAAUGAAGAUGAGCUGUUAUCCUGAAAGUUUGGUUAAGAGAAGAUUGAAAGAACUAUCAGUCGAUCUGGCCGUGCAAGAUAUUGUUUCAUUAGAUCACCUUCAAUUGAAUAGUUAUCAGAAAACCUAUCAUGUUGCAAAUACAACCAAUGGAAUAUCAUAUCGUGAUGUUGUUGAAAUGAUUCGUAAUUGUGAUAUUCAACUCGAAUGUGUCUCUGAUCUUGAAUGGCGCGCGCGGUUGUCAUCGCCAGAAAACCAGACCGAUACAUUAAAGAAUGCCAGAGAAGUUCUCUUGCAUUACGCGAUCGCAUCGACUGGUGAACAAGAAGAUAAUCAAAUACCGCAGUUAGAUUUAUUAUAUCCUCAGAUGAUCAAAUGGAUCUUGUUUAUUCGAAAUAAGCUUUUAUAA
Molecule: messenger RNA, 3297 nt
Organism: Adineta ricciae
Lineage: Eukaryota; Metazoa; Rotifera; Eurotatoria; Adinetida; Adinetidae
Source: the annotation of a GenBank genome assembly